Molecule: messenger RNA, 912 nt
Organism: Didymodactylos carnosus
Lineage: Eukaryota; Metazoa; Rotifera; Eurotatoria; Philodinida; Philodinidae
Source: the annotation of a GenBank genome assembly
AUGGAGGUCAGUCGUGACGCUCUCUUGACUGAUUCUGCUGUCAAUGACAGAAACAGCACGAAAGAUAUAAUGGCUGAUGAGCAUGUUCCUAAGCCCCGAGAUUAUCAUUUUCAUUUGGAUCCGAAAAAUGCUCGCAACUGGCAUACUGCUGGUAUACAUGUUAGUAUCUUCUUCCAUGCCAUGUCGCUAUUCUUCCCGGAAGGUGAAAAAAUGUUUAUGCAUGCUGUUCGAUUACACAAAAAACAGAUACCUGAUUCUAAUGUGUUACUAAAAAACCAGGUAACGGGAUUUAUUUGUCAAGAAAUGUAUCAUUCAAGAGAACAUAGAGUUUAUAAUGAAUCAAUUACUAAAAUAUGGAAAAUCAUUCCAAAAUUAGAAGCUAUUGUUGCUUGGAUUUGUACUAAUAUUUCCAAAUAUGUUCCGCGACGCACUCAGUUAGCUAUCACAGUGGCUUUAGAACAUUGGACUGCUAUUUUGGCUCAAAUUAUUAUUGGAGAUCAACGAGUAUUUGCGAACACUGAACCAAAUUUUCAUUUAUUAUGGAAAUGGCAUGCAUUAGAAGAAACUGAACAUAAGGCUGUUGCUUUUGAUGUUUGGACUACUGUUUACGGAACUGGUUUUCUGGCAUACGUACAUCGAUGUCUCAUAUUGAUUUUGGCCACAACUGUCUUUUGGACACUAGUUUGGGGAUUUUUCAUCGCAAUUAUUAUUGAAGAUGGAUCCUGGAAGAAUUUGGUUGAAUAUGGUAAAUUACUUUCUUUUCAAUGGAUUAGUCCUGGUGUGUUUCGUCAAGUAACUCCAAUUUAUUUGGAUUGGUUUAUUAAGUAUCAUUUUCAUCCUUGGGAUCAUAAUAAUAGAGAUAAAUUGGGAGAAAUGGCUGCUUUAUCAAAAAUUAUAAAUCAAAUUUCAUAA